Nicotiana tabacum (common tobacco) is the source of this 540-nucleotide messenger RNA. NCBI's taxonomy places the organism in Eukaryota, Viridiplantae, Streptophyta, Magnoliopsida, Solanales, Solanaceae. The record is from RefSeq and is a predicted model, not a curated record.
CCGCGUAUGUCGUUGUCACGACCCACACCUCUCGCUCCUCUAAUGCUCGACCGAUAUGAGAAUCAGCACUUUCCCACCUCUUUUGCACACAACAGCUACGAUCAGUCACUAGUCUCUUCGGCUAAUUAACUCGCCCUUGUUCUUGUUCUUCCAAAUAUGGCAUCAAGCUCAAUGUCCUGCCAUGGCUAUUGGACAGCAGAGCAGAACAAGGCCUUUGAGAAGGCUCUGGCGGUGUACGACAAGGACACUCCCGACCGGUGGUCCAACGUUGCCAGAGCUGUUGGAGGGAAAACAGCUGAAGAAGUGAAACGACAUUAUGAAAUCCUUGUGCAGGAUGUCAUGUCUAUUGAGAAUGGUAGAGUGCCCUUUCCCAACUACAGGACUACUACUGGAGGUCUAACUAACACUGCUGAUAAGUAAUAUUACCAGAGGUAGGAUGUAGUUCAAUUCAUGUAACAUUAGUACUAUCUCUUGGAUAAAUAACCUCGAUUCAUCCAAAGUACAUGAAUUUACUUAGUUCAUGUAUUCAAAAUUAUUGUA